Messenger RNA from Notechis scutatus (mainland tiger snake), 3039 nucleotides. Lineage: Eukaryota; Metazoa; Chordata; Lepidosauria; Squamata; Elapidae. The record is from RefSeq and is a predicted model, not a curated record.
AUGGCCAGCAGCACUGCGCCACCCGCACCUUUCAGCCAGGCUGCAGAGGACUGGGAAUCUUACAUCGAUAGAUUCCUCAUGUUCCUAGAAAGCAGCAACCUAAAGGAUGCGAAUGGACAGAAAAAAAGGGCCAUGUUCCUGACCCACUGUGGGCCCGCAGUGUUCAAGAUGGCGAAAGCCCUCGCCAAGCCCCUCGAUGUAAAGGCGAUGGACUGGGCCGACCUCGAGCCACUACUACGAAGCCACUAUGCGCCUGCCGUACCAACCCUCAUCCGCCGGCACGAUUUCUACCGGAGGGAUCAGAAGGAGGGUGAGAGCAUCAGCAACUUCGUGGCUGAUCUACGGGACCUCGGGGGCAUGUGCGGCUUCACCGACAUGGAUGAAGCCCUGCGAGACCGUGUCGUCCUUGGGCUCAAGGACCCCAUCCUGCAAAGCCGGCUAAUGGCGAAGGGCGACAUAUCCCUUACUGACGCUCUCGCCGAGGCAACCGCAGUGGAGGCGACCAGGAAAUCGGCGCCCCAGAUGCGGCAAACGAGCACAGCGGACCGGCCCGUGACAACCGAGGCGGCCCCGGCCCCUGAGAAGCACGCCGAAGCCAGCCACCAAGCAACCACCACCACACAUCAUGGCGAUCUCGACUCCCUCACUGACACCGAGGACGAAGAGGAAGACAUCCACCAGCUCCAGGCGGAACGAGACCAGCGCGAGCGGCGAGGUCGUAAGUCGGGGUUCCAGUGCGCCGGGUGUGGGGGUGACCAUCCACGGUCGGAAUGCCGGUUCUUCGACGCAAUCUGCCAGCACUGCGACAAGCAGGGCCACAUCGCCAAGGUACACGUGGAGGUGGGCAUUGAAGACCGACCAUGCAAAAUGGAAGUGGGUUCCGGAUCCUACCUCUCCAUGGUCGCUUGGCGGGAAAUCAAGCGCCUGGUGCCCACCAUCCAUAGGCACGAACUGGAAAGCCAGAAGCUCAUCCUCAAAGACUACCAGGGGAAUCGCAUCCCCGUGGUCGGAAUUGGACACUUUAAAAUCACGUUCAAAGGGCGCACCGAAAUACUUCCCCUAACCAUCGUGGACAAGGACCACCCUAGCCUUUUGGGACUACAAUGGUUUGCACCAUUGGGAAUAGAGGUGACGGGCACCAACCACAUCACCGAGGCGGACUGGGAGGAGCAGCUCGCAAAAGAUUUCCAAGAGGUCUUCGACGGCAGCCUAGGCAAGUACCGAGGGGCCCCAAUAUCCUUCAACCUAGACCCUAACAUUGCCCCAAUCCACCUUAAACCCCGGCGAGUACCCUUCGCACUCAAACCUAAGAUUGAUGAGCAGUUAAACAAACUCAUCGAGCAAGGGGUACUCGAGCCAACAGACCAUGCCAGGUGGGAGACCCCCAUAGUCACCCCAGUAAAGCCAGAUGGGUCGGUGAGAAUCUGUGGGGACUACAAGGCCACCCUCAAUCGCGCCCUACAGCAAAGCGCUUACCCCGUCCCAAUAGUACAGCACCUUCUGCACUCACUGGGGGGAGGCAAGGUUUUCGUGAAACUCGACCUGGCACAGGCGUACCAGCAAUUGCUGGUUGACGCGGAAACCGCAGAGGCGCAAACCAUAGUCACCCACCGCAGGGCCUUCCGCUUCAAGAGGCUCCAGUUUGGAGUCAGCGUAGCCCCAGGGGUCUUCCAGAGCCUAAUGAAGAGGCUACUCCAAGGUAUCAAAGGGGUAGUGCCCUAUUUUGACGACGUGCUGGUGUCAGCGGCCAACCAAAAACAACUGGAGAGCCACCUGAGGGAGGUGCUUCAAAAAUUCAAAGACUCGGGUUUAAAAGUCAAGAAAGAGAAAUGCCAGCUGUGCAUCGAGAGAGUCGAAUUCCUAGGGUACCUCCUAGACCAGCACGGGAUCCACCCAACGGGGAAAAAAAUCAGGGCCAUCAAGGAAACCCCUAGACCGAGGAAUAGAACCGAGCUGCAGGCACAGCCACCUGGAACUGGGGAAGGCAAGAGGAAAUUCAACCGAACAAAAGACCUACUCACAUUGGACGCUGUUCUCAUGCAAUACAGCAAGACCCUACCGCUAUCAGUAACAUGCGAUGCAUCCCCCUUCGGCGUCGGGGCCAUCCUCAGCCACACUCUUCCUGAUGGAAAAGAGGCGCCCAUUGCCUUCUUUUCAAGAACCCUCUCAAAACCGGAAAGGAAUUACAGCCAGCUGGAUAAGGAGGCCCUGGCAAUCGUCGCCGCCGUAAAGAAGUUCCACGAGUACCUCUACGGCAGAACCUUCACCAUCAUCACCGAUCACAAACCGCUGCUCGGGAUUCUGGCAGGGGACAGGGCCACCCCGAACAUUCUAUCCCCUAGAAUGACAAGAAGGUCCGAAUUCCUUGCCGCCUACAAUUACCGGCUAACCCAUCGGCCCGGUAAGACAAUCUCACAUGCAGAUGCCUUGAGGUGGCCGGAAAAAGAUGAUGAUGAACAAGUCAGGACCUUCCAGAGCCGGCAAACAGAACUCUUUACACAAAAAGGAUGUUUACUAUGGGGGGACAGGGUGGUUAUCCCAGAGAAAUUACAGAAAAGGGUUUUGGACAUGUUACACGAAGGGCACCCGGGCAUCGUUAUAACAAAAGCCCUGGCCAGAAGUUACGCUUGGUGGCCAGGGAUGGACAAGGAAAUCGAAGCCUGGGUGGCAUUGUGCAGGCAAUGCCAAGAAUCCAGGCUGAGCCCUCCCGCUGCCCCAAUCCUGGAAUGGGAAACCCCCAGAGGGCCAUGGUCCAGGAUUCACAUAGACUUCGCCGGGCCCACAAAGGGACACACGUUCCUGAUAACGGCAGACGCUUACUCCAACUGGCUGGAGGUAAGCAACAUGAGAACGACUACCACAGAGGCCGUUAUCAAAGAACUCAACAAACUAUUCUCAACCCACGGCCUCCCAGAUGUAAUUGUAUCUGACAACGGGCCCCAAUUUACUGCGCUACCGUUCGAAAAAUUCCUAGCGGAACAGGGAAUACGGCAUGCGCUGACAGCGCCAGCACAUCCGGCGGCGAAUGGGAGGGCGGAA